Molecule: messenger RNA, 2958 nt
Organism: Dimorphilus gyrociliatus
Lineage: Eukaryota; Metazoa; Annelida; Polychaeta; Dinophilidae
Source: the annotation of a GenBank genome assembly
GGAAACGGAAGUUUGACACUGCGAUAAACAAAACACGAAAAUUGAGUCCAGUAAUGAAAAUUUGUUGAAAAAAAUUAUAAAGGGAAUUGACACUCCAAUUAACGUAGCGGUAUGAAUGCUGAUGUUGAAUUCCAUAUAAGACAAAAUGAUCCAUGGAAUAAAUUACCUGCGAGUGUGAGACAAAUACUUGGAAACACCCAAAAGGAAUAUGAUAAAGCUGUAUUUAGUUUUAGCAUUAAAAAUCAAUUGCGAUACAAGACAAACUUGAUUCGUUAUGUCAGAAAAGAAGAAAAAAGAUACUAUGAACACUUGAUCAACUAUAGUAGAGAACAUUUAAUGCUUUUUCCUUAUCAUCUAUCAGAUGUAAUUGUCAAAGGACUUCGACUUACUCCUUUUGCCUAUUAUAUAAAUAUGAUGGUUGAUAUAAUGAAUGCAGAGAAAAGUUAUGAUUGCCUGCCAAACUUUACUGCAGCUGACUGUUUAAGACUUUUGGGAAUUGGAAGAAAUCAAUAUAUAGAUCUUAUGAAUCAAUGUAGAUCUUCAAGGAAAUUUUUUAGGAAAAAACCAGUUAGGGAGCUUCUUCCGACACAGCCUGUACAAUCCGUUGCUAUAGCCGCUUGGAGCGAAGUUUUUGCCGGAUAUAUUACUGACGAUGACGUCAAGAUUUGCAUGUCAACUGAAAAAGAUACUAUUGAUAAAAUUAUUGAUGAUGGAAGAGUUAUAGCGGGAGACUUGGACUAUCAAAUUUUACAAAGUCUCUACAGGAAAGGUUUGGUCUAUGUUCAAGUACCAAUUUCUGAUAAUGACUGCAUAGUUGUUCCUCCAUUGGAAGGAUUUGUUAUGAAUCGAGUUCUUGGUGACUACUUUGAAACAUUGUUGUAUAAGAUAUUCGUUUCAAUUGAUGAACAUACAACUGUUGCCGAACUUGCAAGUGUAUUAGAAAUUAAUUUAGAUUUGGUGAAAAAUGCAGUGUCCGUUUACUGUCGGUUGGGUUUUGCUAAGAAAAAAGGCUUGGAAGUCAAUUUCGACGAUGUUCAUCCGUCAUGGAGAAAACAGUCUAUGAAAUUAGAUGCAAACCAGAGAAAAGAAGAAAAAUCUCUUCUCGAUUUAGACUGGGGAGAAUGUGUAUCAACUCCAACUGAAUCAAUAAAAAUGACGCCUAGCCAAAGUACUGAUAGUUUAUCCUCGCCCGAAAAUAACGAAAUGGGAUCAAGCGGCAAUUCUAAAAGAAUUGCUUUUCUUUUCGAUUCUACUUUAACAGCAUUCCUUAUGAUGGGGAAUUUAUCCCCAGGCUUAAAAAGUCAUGCUGUAACAAUGUUCGAGGUUGGUAAACUGAGCGAAGAGAGUCUCGAUAGUUUUUUAUCUGAACUGGAAAAAGUUCAAAGCGUCGCCGAAGGAGAGGCCCAGAGAUAUUUCGAUCAUGCAGUUACAUUACGAGAUAUUAUUAAAUUUCUCAGACAUAAUAAAGAAUUAAGAUUAAGCGAUGAUGGACAGAGCUACGGUCUUGAUUUAUUAAGAUGCGAAAGUCUAUUGGGUUUGGAUACCGCAACUUGUUCAAGAGUUUUAAAGAAAAAUUACGAAUUACUUAUAUCUAUGGCCCCUUUGAGUAACGAAGUAAGGCCCAUAACUAGUUGUCUCCCAUUCCAUAUUGGACCAGCCAUUCCAGAGAUCGCUUCCGUUUGGUUUAAAUUAUAUAUUUAUGCCAAAACCAAUUGUGGACCAGCUACACUUUUGUUAGUUAAGGGAUCGAAAUUAAAGAGACUACCCUGUAUUUUUAAGAAUUACGAUCGACUUUUAGUAACAACUUGGGGUCAUGAUCCCGGCAUAGUCUCAACAUCUAAUGCUCUACUCACAGUGAAUGAAGCUCUUAUACAUUCUUCAGUUUUGGUUCAGGGUCACGACUAUCAUCGAUCUCAGGGAAAAAUGCGUCACAUUGCUUUUCCUUUCGAAAAAGAUGAACUUAAACAUCAGAUUAUUGGAACUCUUAACAAUAAGAUGGAGUUAUCACACAGUUGUGGUUAUAUAACUUUAUUACGCACUGGAUUUUUAAACAACAAAAUUGCUAAUAAGAGGAGAAUUCAAAAGGAGUAUACCGCCUCAGAAUGCACUAGUCCUAAAAAUGGUAUGUCCCAUGAUUUCUCUCAAAGUGUACUUCAAGACGAAUUAGAUAAAUUGGAUUCCGCCGAUGGUCAUGGAGAUAGAACUAAAUUAGCACUAAAUCUAGAAAAUUCACCAGACAAUCGUGUCGAAGAUCUUGAGAGUAGGGAAUGGGUUCUUAUGGAUUGCGUUUUCGGGCUUCCACUCUUUGAAGGGUCAAUUUGUCAGAGUGUUUGUAAUAAAAUUUUAAAUAAUAAACUGUGUUCAGACGAAAGCCUACAGAAAUUGUUGGAUUCUAGUCGAACACUGUCUAUGGACGUUCUUGAUUUUAUUUCAAAUCAUCAGGAUAAUUCAUUUCAAGAAAUAUUUAAUGAUGGUGAAAAAGCAAAAUUUGAAGGGAAAAUUGUUCCAUUUCCUACAAAAAAUCUUCAAUUCGAUGGUUCAAAUUUAAGCGUUUGGAAUGGUCGAUGAAAAAUAUAAUUACAAAGCAUACUUUAUAUAUAAGAAAUUAUGUUUAUAUUUUAUGUCUAAUUGAUAAUUGUACAUGAUCAGUUUCUCUAUUCAAAGUAGCUAAAAAAAAAUAAUAGUUAAAUUCAGUUUUUUCUCCAUUUCUGUUGUUGAUUAUUUGGAUUCCGAGGAAAUUAUUUAUUAUUCUUUUUUUUCGUCCCUUUUUUCUUUAAACAUUAAGAACAAAAGACAAUAAGGUACGAAAACUUAAUACCCAAAUAUAAAAAUUAUUCUUACGUUCUUACACAGAAAUAUAAUACAGGUAUUAUACGCCAUCUAUUGAGUAUAGUAAAAAUUAAAUGUUUUAUAUAGUAUAUUUCAAUUUUAGUUUUAAGUACACUAUUGAGAAACCAA